Messenger RNA from Melozone crissalis (California towhee), 2286 nucleotides. It is a transcript of the gene MTERF3, whose product is annotated as mitochondrial transcription termination factor 3. The transcript has 8 exons. Gene Ontology annotation, molecular function: double-stranded DNA binding. Gene Ontology annotation, cellular component: mitochondrion. Gene Ontology annotation, biological process: regulation of DNA-templated transcription; mitochondrial ribosome assembly. Bases 40 to 1290 code for a protein of 416 amino acids. The record is from RefSeq and is a predicted model, not a curated record. Lineage: Eukaryota; Metazoa; Chordata; Aves; Passeriformes; Passerellidae.
CAGCGCCGCGCAGCGCAGGAUGCCGUGCUGCGGUGGGUGAUGGCCGUGUGGGCUCGGCACGCCGCCCGCUGGGGCUGCCUGCUGAGCACAGCCCGUGCUGCUGCUCAGCUUCCUCGGCGGCUCGGGGUUGCCGCCUGCCCCGCACGGGCCUGCCCUGAGCUGGCCCGUCGGGCUGUGCCGCCCGCUGGAAGGGAGGCGGCUCUGUGCGGACUGCAGGGGCGCAGGCGGCUGUCCGCAGGGAGCUGCUCCCCGCCCGACAGCGCCAAGGAUGCGGCCUUCUCUGCUCCCGAAAGUAACCUGCCUUCAGUGCAACAGGAACAAGCAAAACCAGAAAUAUUACCUGAUCUGAAUGCAAAAAUACUGGACGAAGACUGGGAUGACAUCCCACCUUCAUCUGCUCUGGAAGUGAUUUCUGAGGAAGAAGCUGUACAGAUCAUUGCAGAACCACUUCUCCCCAUUCAGUCUUCCACGCUCCGAGAUUACGUUGAUCACUCAGAAACCCUUACAAAACUUGUCCACCUAGGAGUUGACUUAUCCCAAGUGGAGAAACGUCAAAAGGCAGGUCAGCUCUUACUGACCUUGGACUUUGAAAAAGAUGUAAAAAAAAUACUUCUGUUUCUUAAGGAUGUGGGUGUAGAAGACAAUCAACUAGGACCAUUCCUGACCAAAAAUCCAUACAUUCUUGGUGAAGAUCUGGAAGCUUUAGAAACCAGAGUGGCUUACCUAAAAUCAAAAAAAUUUGGUAAGUCAGAAAUUGCUCAGAUGGUCUCAAGAGCUCCAUAUUUGCUGUUGUUUUCAGUGGAAAGAUUGGAUAACAGACUGGGUUUCUUCAAAAAUGAACUUGGUCUCAGUGUAAAAAAGACAAAGGAUCUGGUAAUUCGUCUUCCAAGGCUACUGACUGGCAAAAUAGAGCCUGUAAAAGAAAAUCUUCAGGUUUGUCAAAUUGAACUUGGUUUUCAACGUAAUGAAAUUCAACAGAUAGUGUGUAAAACUCCCAAGAUUUUAACUGCAAGUAAAAAGAGACUCAAACAGACAUUUGACUACUUACACAACAUAAUGGGCAUUCCCCACCACAUGCUUACUCGCUUUCCUCAGGUUUUCAACUCAAAGCUAUUACGAAUCAGAGAGAGGCAUAUGUUUCUUGCCUUCUUGGGAAGAGCCCAGUAUGACCCAGCCCAGCCCAGCUACAUCUCCCUGGAUCAGCUGGUAUCCCUGCCCGAUGAGGUGUUUUGUACAGAGAUUGCCAAAGCCUCUAUGCAGGACUUUGAAAAUUUCUUAAAAACACUUUGAUUAGUAACACAUGUAAAAAAUUAUAGAAUUAAGUUGCAAAAUAAAGAUACUUUAUAAAACUACUUCCCUUUAAGGUCUCUUAACUUUUUAAUUACUGGUUUAAGAAGUCAUUGUUUAUGAAGCGUGUAGGAUUUAAAGGAUUACAGUAAUACUUAUAGUAGCCUAAAAAUGUAUUUCAGAAGGAUUGAGCCAAUAUGUUGAUUGCUACUAAUGCAAGCCUUGUAAUUAAUCACCAACUUAAUUCAGAGUGGAUGAUGCAGCACAUUAACAGAAAGGUAAAUUCAAAUUCCUCUUUUUUUCUUUUGAUAAUGGCAGAAUUUUGGGAGAUAGGGAAUAAGUCACGAGCCAGUUUUCCAGUCUUGCCCUCUGUUAUCUUCUCCUUUCACUCUCUUGCCCAAAAGUUAGAAUAGCAAGAUAGUGUGAUAGUGAAGUAAUGUGUUUACUUGCUUGAGCUAAUAGUAAUAAUGUUAUUCUUUCCCUUGUAUGGUGGAAAGAAUCACACCAUUAAUAUGUGAAGCUCCUCAUACAAAAAGGCAUUUUAUCAAUAGGUUACAAAGGUGUUUCUUGCCAAAGCUGGCCGCUGAAAUUGGAAUCCUGAAAGCUGGUUAGAAAAGUCAAAAAAACCCGCAGCAAAUGGAAUUUAGGAAAAUUAUAAAAAGAAAAAAAAUAAAGAUGUUACUAUCCCUGAAAUCUAGAAGAACUUUAUUUUAGUUACUUUUCUUUUCCCCGUGUUCAGUUUUUCUCCCCCCCACACCAAGGAGAUUCAUGUGGCUUUAAUACACAAGUAACCAUGUGAAAAGAGGCUAUAGUAUAUAUUAACGUGAUAAGAGUUGGUCAGUUGUAAAAGCUGGAGUAAAUUCUGACAUUGGGCAUCAUGGGAAUAUUGAAAAUACUUAAACUUAUCAUUAAACAAAGCAUGUUAAUAUGGAAUUAUCAAAUGCUUCACAGUGUAUUUGUGAAACAAAUUUCCAAACAAAACAAAAAAGCUGCCUAAAU